Cryptomeria japonica (Japanese cedar) is the source of this 3233-nucleotide messenger RNA. RefSeq names its product beta-galactosidase 2. The transcript is spliced from 19 exons. Gene Ontology annotation, biological process: carbohydrate metabolic process. The record is from RefSeq and is a predicted model, not a curated record. Gene Ontology annotation, cellular component: vacuole; cell wall. Bases 387 to 2876 code for a protein of 829 amino acids. Gene Ontology annotation, molecular function: carbohydrate binding; beta-galactosidase activity. Lineage: Eukaryota; Viridiplantae; Streptophyta; Pinopsida; Cupressales; Cupressaceae.
GUAGUGAAGGUGGCUAGAGCACCCGGCUUUUUCUCUGGUUUUAUAUGAAUAUAGGCUAUAUAUAGAUAGAUUGUUUCCUUGAUUAUCGGCAACUUAACACAAACGCGGUUUUAUUUUCCGUGUUAUUAUGAGGCGCAGGAGCCAUUUCAAUUUGAGAAUUCCGAAUUCUUAGCCAGGUCGUUUGAGCAUUAUACCGGCAAAACUAUACUUAUUUAGCAUCUAUUGAUUAGAACUUAAAUUUUUGGCGUCUAAACUUCCUCUAUUUAAGGACAGUUUGUUAGUCCAGCACAGCUUCACAAUGGGCUCUGAUCUUGAUUUUCAAGCUUUUUUCAGCAGGCAGAUUAGUACAUGAAUUGUGGUUCAGAUACAGACAGUAGUCAAAACAAAUGGAAGGCGCCUGGUGGCAGUUGCUUCUGCUACUGAGCGCCUUUUCACUUGCACAUUUGGUGGAGUGCAAGGUCACUUACGAUCACAAGGCUCUGGUUAUCAAUGGGCAGCGUAGGAUAUUGGUUUCCGGAGAGAUUCACUAUCCAAGGAGUACUCCUGAGAUGUGGCCAAAGCUGAUCAGAAAUGCUAGAAAAGGAGGAUUGGACGUUAUACAGACUUAUGUAUUUUGGAAUGGACACGAACCAUCCCCAGGCAAUUACAAUUUCGAGGGAAGAUUUGAUCUAGUUAAGUUUGUAAAGCUUGUCCAGCAAGAAGGAUUAUAUGUUAGCCUGCGCAUUGGUCCUUAUGUUUCCGCCGAAUGGAAUUUUGGGGGCCUUCCAGUUUGGUUAAAGUUUGUCCCUGGCAUCAGAUUUAGAACAGAUAACGAGCCUUUCAAGAAUGCAAUGCAAAAGUUUACCAAGAAGGUUGUAGACCAAAUGAAAAGUGAAGGGCUCUUUGAACCGCAAGGUGGACCUAUAAUUAUGGCCCAGAUAGAGAAUGAAUAUAAGGGCACACAAACAGUUUAUGGACAUCCUGGAAUCGCCUAUAUGAAUUGGGCUGCACAAAUGGCUGUAGCAUUGGAUACAGGCGUUCCCUGGAUUAUGUGCAAACAAGAUGAUGCGCCAGAUCCUAUUAUCAACACUUGCAAUGGUUUCUAUUGUGACAAAUUUGUACCUAACAAACCCUACAAGCCAGCAUUCUGGACAGAGGCCUGGAGUGGCUGGUUUACUGAAUACGGGGGUGCUACUACUCAAAGACCAGUUGAAGAUCUGGCCUUUGCAGUUGCUAACUUUCUCCAGGAAGGAGGGUCCUUUGUAAAUUACUAUAUGUAUCAUGGUGGCACAAAUUUUGGCCGUACUGCAGGAGGGCCUUUUAUCACAACGAGCUAUGAUUAUGAUGCACCUAUAGAUGAAUAUGGGCUUAUUAGGAAGCCAAAGUGGGGACACCUGAAGGCUUUACAUAAGGCUAUAAAGCUCUGUGAACCUGCUUUAGUUAGUGGUGAUCCUGUUGUUAAUUCUUUAGGAAAUAACCAGAAGUCUUAUGUAUAUUCUGCAGGGGCUGGAAAGUGUGCUGCAUUCCUUGAAAACUUUGAUGCAAAUUCUGAUGCAACAGUCAUAUUUAACAAUAAAAAUUAUUACAUACCUGCUUGGUCUAUCAGUAUUCUCCCUGAUUGUAGGAGUGUGGUGUUCAAUACUGCAAAGGUUAGCGUACAAAGAUCUCAGAUGAAUAUGACACCUGUUGGGAGAUUAGUUUGGGAAUCUUUUAAAGAAAAUGUUGCCACAUACGAAGAUGGCUCCAUCACUGAUAUGGGUUUGCUAGAGCAGAUAAAUACUACAAGGGGCAAUACUGAUUAUUUGUGGUACAUUACAAGAGUGGAAGUUGGUGAUGAUGAGCCACUCAUUAAAAAUGGAGGCAUAUCAAAUCUUUCGAUACAAUCAGCAGGACAUGCCUUUCAUAUUUUUGUAAAUGGCGAAUAUUUAGGGACUCAGUAUGGAAAGAGGGAAAGCCCGAGGUUGAGGUAUUCAUCUGAUGUGAGACUAAGAGUUGGGACAAACACAAUUGCUCUCUUGAGCAUGACAGUUGGUCUACAGUAUAUUGGGCCCAAUUUUGAAUCUCGGAUUGCAGGAAUCAUUGGUCCGGUCACACUAAGUGGUUUUAAAGAAGGAACACGUAGCUUAUCCAGGCAAAAGUGGUCAUACCAGCUUGGCUUCAAAGGCCAAUCAAAGGAUCUACAUAUGACAUCUGGGCAAUCCUCUGUUCAGUGGGUGAAAGGAGCGGCUGUUCCUCAGAGACAGCCACUAACAUGGUACAAGGCUGUAUUUGAUGCACCAGAUGGUCAAGAACCAGUGGGAUUGGAUUUGAGCAUGAUGGGGAAAGGUGAAGCUUGGAUAAAUGGACAGAGCAUUGGACGAUAUUGGCAUUCAUUUCUUAUGCAUGGUAACUGCUCAAAUGGAUGCAAUUAUCGAGGACAAUUUCGUCCAACUAAAUGUACCACAGAUUGUAGCCAUUUUUCUCAGCAGUGGUAUCAUAUUCCUCGAUCCUGGCUGCAACCAAGGGAAAAUCUUUUGGUACUUUUAGAGGAAAUAGGAGGCGACGUGUCAACAGUUUCUAUUGGAACAAGAGCUAUAGACACUGUUUGUGUUCAUGUGUCUGAAUCACAUCCUCAAAGGAACAACAAAGGGAGGCAAUUACAGAUACCCAAAGUGCGUCUAAAGUGUGGUACGGGACAAAAGAUAUCUGCCAUCAAGUUUGCAAGUUAUGGAACUCCAUCUGGAGAAUGUGGAAGCUUCCAGAAAGGAGUUUGUCAUGCUCGAACGUCAUUUGCAGUUGUAAACAAGAAAUGCGUGGGACUGCGAACUUGCUCCUUACCUGUAUCUAGUGAGCUCUUUGGAGGAGAUCCAUGCCCUCAAGUGCAGAAGAGUAUUGCAAUUCAGGCCGUUUGCAGUUAAUCACGCUUCCAAAAGUAGAAUAUGGUUCCAAGGAUUGUAUCGUUCUUAAAGUUCUUAAAGGAAAAUCUUAAACACAUAAGCUCGUUGAUGAGGCAGUGGAAAGGUCUAUGCAGAUACAAGCUUGGAAGAUUAUAUUUUAAUUAAAACAAGUUGAUAAAUUCUUCUUCCAAUGAUUAAUUAAAACAAGUUGAUAAAUUCAUCUUCCAAUGUUGAAAGUGUCAAAUUAAUGAGUAAAGCACCCAAUUGUUUCUUAAUAAAUUAUAAUGUAGUGUAGAAUGUUAAAUUUGUGAUGAUGAAGAAUUAUUAUUAUUUUUAAUAUUGUUUUGUAGAAAUCAUGAAAUGUAUUAUUUGAUUAUG